Messenger RNA from Penaeus monodon (black tiger shrimp), 976 nucleotides. RefSeq lists its product as uncharacterized. The transcript has 3 exons. Lineage: Eukaryota; Metazoa; Arthropoda; Malacostraca; Decapoda; Penaeidae. The record is from RefSeq and is a predicted model, not a curated record. The coding region runs from base 306 to 893 and encodes 195 amino acids.
GCGUAAUGCGUCAGUGCUGGUCUGGCUGAGCUCAAAACCAGUCGUGUCCUCGCCGACGUCUUGAGUGUACUGUUCUUGAGCUAAGUGAUAAAGUGGCGUGCGCGUAUUGUUCUUCAUAUUGGUCUCUACGCGAGGCUACAUUCUGUUAUAUUGAGGAAUAUUUGCUUAAGAAGACAGUGAAGGGAAAUAUAGCUUAGUUUUCAUUUCGUGCGAGUGUAUGAAUUCACGAGACAGCAGCAGGAGUUAAGAAGCAGCUUAUCAUCUGUAUCUCGGCCAGAAACCUGAGAGCAGAAGGAGGGAUUACAAUGGCAUUGUGUCCUAGAAAAUGUGUGACAGCUGUGUAUAUGUUCCUGAUAGCGGUACUUCCUGCGAGAGUCGCAGCAUCCAAGACUCUACCGCCAUGGGAGUUUCACCAGUGUCAUCUCCCGAGCGACCCCCUGCUGCACCCCGUGGCCCACUUCCAGCGCAAAAUAAUCAACCUGAACCGCAUGUAUGACGUCUCACACACCUUCAGGCUGGUCUACUACGGCUCCAACCACAACAGCGGCUGUGAGCUGAAGUCCGGUGUGCUCUACUACGUCCAGCGCCACAACAAAACCACCUUCACCUACAACCACCUGGAGGACGGCAAGGGAGUCACCUCGCUGUGCCCCGGCCAGAGGAUAUGGCUGGGGAUCGAGUCCUACGGCUUCGUCUCCUGCGGGGAAGAGCACCAGGCGACGGCGGCAGCUCGGACGUGGUGGUCAGAGGUGCCGCUGUCGUACAUGUCCAUCAUCGCCAUCAGCGUCGCCUCCGCCUUCACGUUCGUAACCUUCGUGGCCAUUAUCAUAUGCCUGCUGCGGCGUCGGCACGUGAAGGGCAAGGCCAGCCUCCCUCAGGUGGAUAUGUACUGAGCUCCGAGUGAGAUUCGAGGAGACCUCAGGAGCUCAUGAUCAGGCGAAGGCAAGGAUCAAGGAUUCUGAGAGGAGGUUGGAAA